Molecule: messenger RNA, 1115 nt
Organism: Frankliniella occidentalis (western flower thrips)
Lineage: Eukaryota; Metazoa; Arthropoda; Insecta; Thysanoptera; Thripidae
Exons: 2
Coding region: 65-916 (283 amino acids)
Source: RefSeq, a predicted model, not a curated record
UUAUGUUACAACAUUCUACUCUUUGUACAGGUUCGUGUCGUGCAUUGCUGAUAAUUGCUUCAGGAUGGGUCCCAAGCCGAAGCGCGCCGCAUCGGCCGGUUCUUCGUCAUCUACGGGGUCAUCAGGUCCUCCUCCUAAGAAGUCAACUCGACCAAGCAACCCAGCUGAUGAAUCGUCGUGGUGCACGGAGUGCUGGAAGCACCCGGACGACAAGUGUACCGGCGGAAAACACCCCGUGCUCCCCUUUGAGGAGGCCAAGCUCGAGGCCAAGAAGGCCCUGAGCGAAGCUCACCAGGCGUGGAAGAGCCAGCAGAAGCGGGUCGACGCGAUUGAAGAGGCCGGCGAGCCCACCGUCCUGAAGCUCCGCAUCCCUGCUGGGGAGGAAGAAGAUGAUCUCUAUCUGGAUGGGGGGUCGAUGAUCAUCAGGAUGGCCGUCACCGGCACCCUCACUCAACAAGAGAAGAAGAAUGUCAUUAAAGCCAUGAAGGGGAAGCCGAUGCUAUUUCAACUUGAUUAUUACGAGCAUGAUCAGGACGAGAAGACGGAAAUGGCCGCGCAGGGUACACUCGACGCGACGCGCAUGGCGUCGGUCCUGGAGAAGCUCCCUCUGUGUGUGUUGGGCCAGAAGCUGCCAGAGGGCUCGAUCCUGUACUACCCUGAUGAAAAGUACAAUUAUGAGGUGUAUGACGAAUCCUUGUACGUAAACAAAAGCCAUGUGAAGAGCAAGGUUCGUGUGUUUGGACGGGUGACGAACGAUUUCAAUCUACGUGCUGAGAGAGAUGAUGCAUCAUACAUGGGCAGUCAUCCUAAGGGCCACAUCGCUUGUGAAGAUCCAGUCGAGGUUGAGAUCGAGGACGUACAGUUUGUCGAUAGGUCGCAGAUGAAAGCCCCUUGCUCUCCUCCCGAAAGAGACUAGUAGCUCUCCGUGUCUUAGUCACUUCACUACAAAAUCGAAAUUUUCUUUAGCGUUAAUUUCUUUGUCAUUGAAGGCCGAAAAGACAGGUAGAACAAAGAUAUUUCUGUUACCUCUACGAUUGAUAAAUUUCCCGUUUGUGUAAAUUUAUUUUCAAUUCGAUGCAGGCCAAUAAUAAAGCUCAAAUGAAAAUUGAAAAAAA